AUGAGUCACUGUGAUAGCAACUGGGACGUGAAUUCCGCCGGUGUUUUAUCUCUCGUCCUCAGAAUCUACAUCGUGACAUGGAAUGUCAGUACCAAGUUCCCAGAAAGCAUCUCCCUCAACAAGCUGCUGGGUUUGGAGAAUCGCCCUGAACAGGACACGCAUCUGCCGGACUUCUUUGUGAUUGGACUGCAAGAAGUGAACGCUCAGCCCCAGAACACUCUCUACAACCUUUUCAAGGAUGAUCUAUGGACGCAGAAGUUUAAGGAGGUGUUGAAGGAGCGUGAUUAUGUCGUGAUCAAGACGGAGCAGAUGCAGGGUCUGCUGCUGUCGGUAUUUGCCCGGCGGAAACACUUGCUUCAUCUGCGACAAGUUGAGACGGAGUACACCCGAACUGGGCUGGGUGGAAUAUGGGGUAACAAGGGAGCAGUAAGCAUACGCCUGAACGUGUACGGCAGCUCGAUCUGUCUGGUGAACGCACAUUUGGCCGCGCACGAUCACAUGCUGGAGGAGCGCAUCAAUGACUACGAACGGAUCGUACAGGAGCAAAAGUUUCACGUCAAAGCAAAGGAAACCAUCUUUGAUCAUGACUACGUGUUUUGGUUCGGCGAUCUAAACUUCCGUCUAACGGGCGAAGCGACCACGUCCGCUGAUGAGAUUCGUGCCAUGGUUGCACGAGAUGAGCUGAAGCAGCUGAUCGAAAAGGACCAGCUGCUGCUAGUAAGACGCGAGGGCCGUGCGUUUAGUCAGCUACAGGAACGGUUGCCACAGUUUCCACCAACGUUCAAGUUCGAGCAUGGUAGUAACGAAUAUGAUAUGAAACGAAGACCGGCAUGGACCGAUCGGAUAUUGUACGCGGUGAACGAGAACAAUUAUCGAAAUGUGCGCCUCACGGUGGAACAAACGUCAUACAAAAGUCAUCCAAGUUACAACAUUAGCGACCACAAACCGGUAACGAGUGAAUUCACACUAAAGUGUUCGCUCGAGGCUAGCCGAGACGAGAAUGGCAAUCUGUACGCUACCACGGCUAGCCGGAAGCUUAAGACGAUACGCCGCAAGAAACGGCGUCCCGCAGCGCUGCACAGUGCCAGAAUGGCGGACGCACCUAGGGAAGCUAGGGUGAAUCGUAAAUCUCGGUACAAUGUGGAACACUUCCGGAAUCAGCAUAACAAUCGGCUUAGCUACAAGCUUGCCAUGGCUAAUAAUACCGAUGUACAUUCUUUCGAUGAUCUCGUUACGGAUCUGGUCGACUACGGACAGGUGUACGAGGACACGACCGAGCGCACCAUUAGCUUCAAGCCGAUCGAGCUUUGGUUGGUCGGGGAACCGAACACUAUCGAGUAUGUCAUUCCGAACGGAUUCGAGGAGGGUAAUGCCGAUUGGAUCGGUAUCUAUCGGGAGAACUUUACUAGUCUGAGCGAGUACCUGGCGUACGAGUACACCGAAACGUACAAGGAUAAGCAGCAUCAGCUGAACGAGCAACAGCUUCAGCAUCUGCAGAACACCCGCACGGUAACGCUAACGUUCUCGGAAAACGUUAGUUUGCCACUCGAUUCGCGCUAUCAGCUGCUCUACUUCCAGAGCACCGGUACUCGCGGCGUUACCGGUCUGGUCGGUAUCAGCAGCUCGUUUGCGGUUGAAAAACGAUGCCCGUCACCGUCCUUCGACGAAAUUGAUUGA
Molecule: messenger RNA, 1677 nt
Organism: Anopheles marshallii
Lineage: Eukaryota; Metazoa; Arthropoda; Insecta; Diptera; Culicidae
Product: phosphatidylinositol 4,5-bisphosphate 5-phosphatase A-like
Exons: 9
Coding region: 1-1677 (558 amino acids)
Biological process (GO): phosphatidylinositol dephosphorylation
Cellular component (GO): cytoplasm; plasma membrane; ruffle
Molecular function (GO): phosphatidylinositol-4,5-bisphosphate 5-phosphatase activity
Source: RefSeq, a predicted model, not a curated record